This is a messenger RNA of Daldinia vernicosa, 1359 nucleotides long. RefSeq lists its product as uncharacterized. The record is from RefSeq and is a predicted model, not a curated record. Lineage: Eukaryota; Fungi; Ascomycota; Sordariomycetes; Xylariales; Hypoxylaceae. The transcript has 3 exons. The coding region runs from base 1 to 1359 and encodes 452 amino acids.
AUGCGUUAUUCUAUCGCGCUGAUCCUUGCGGUCGUGUGCUGCUUCAUCGGUAGCUUCGUGGGCGCCGAGUGGUCUACCGACGACACCGACGUCUCGUGGUUCCCCCGCGAGACUGGUAUCGCUGGUCGUGCCGCUGUUCGCGCGGGUUGGUCCCCUAAGCCAACUACUGCUCCUGGAAGCCCUCGACCCCAAGAGGAGCAGAUCUUGGAUGUUCUCCUCAAACGGGAGAAUACGUGGUUAAACAGCAAGACCUGUGGUUGGGUUUCGGGCCCUUCUUCUGACCCCUUCACUUGUGGAGAAAGUUCCACUUGUACUACGAACUCUGAGAACGUUGUCGCUUGUGCAUCCGGAACCCUUUCGCCGUUCUAUAAGACAUGCCUGGAUUUCUCUGCGUACCAAAGAGGCUCUUGUGAGGGCCAGGGUCAAGAAAUUGGAUGUUGUAUGGACAGCCGCUACGGCUCUUGCGCAACUUAUCUCUGGACUAACCGCCCUACGCGUUCUAUGUACCGGUGCUCUAACGUCACAACGACCAUAACUAUGCUAGACGUUCCGCAGUUUGUUGUGGAUGCUUCUCUCAGCGCAUCCGCUGUCCAGACCCCUACCAAUAUUGAGCCGUUGAGUUCCGGCGUCUACCCCGGCAGCGAGAUACCGUCAUCCGACACCAGCGGUAUCAGCGUUGGCGCUAUUAUUGGCAUCGUCUUCGGUAGUAUCCUUUGUCUCAUCCUCAUCGGCUACAUGCUAUUAAAAUGCCACUCUUAUCUCAAGAAAGCCAAGGAAGACCACAACAACGUUCAGAACCGUCUCGACAAUGCCUUCCAGCCACCUCGUACACCUCGAAUCCGUGGUCUCGCCAUGUCUGCCUUUGUGCCUGAGCCCAACACUCCCGCCGGUCAGCCCCAGCCUGAUGCUUCGUCGUCCGUGUACUCUCAGGACUCGGCCACCCCAGCCACCCCGGCCAUCCCGCCGCGCAGCGCCAACCGAGCCUCUGCUCCCGUGUACACGCGCGUAGAUCCCGAGUCUCCGCAUACGCCGUCUCCACAUGCCCGCUAUUUGUCAGCUUACGAUCGAUCUCCCAGCGGAGUCUCAGGCCCGCCACGAUACGAGUGGCACCAGAUGCAUGUCCGCGUGCGUCCCGAGAGUUCUCCUGUUCAAGGAUACAACACACCUCCGCCCCGUUACUCUCUGUACCCUACCGUCCAGACCCGCCUAAGCGCGGCUGACAUGCAGGCGGUUACAGAGGGCCGUGUUCAUGCCCUCGUGCAGAACCAGGAAGACGCCGUCCUUUGGGUCAACAGGGAGCCUACAACCAGCUCCAUGGGCACGGAGGGGCCGACUGAGGCGACGAAUGACCUUAAGUAG